This is a messenger RNA of Antechinus flavipes (yellow-footed antechinus), 2736 nucleotides long. It is a transcript of the gene MCM10, whose product is annotated as minichromosome maintenance 10 replication initiation factor. Gene Ontology annotation, molecular function: single-stranded DNA binding; DNA replication origin binding. The record is from RefSeq and is a predicted model, not a curated record. The transcript is spliced from 20 exons. Gene Ontology annotation, biological process: DNA replication initiation; DNA replication. NCBI's taxonomy places the organism in Eukaryota, Metazoa, Chordata, Mammalia, Dasyuromorphia, Dasyuridae. Bases 1 to 2625 code for a protein of 874 amino acids. Gene Ontology annotation, cellular component: nucleus; replication fork protection complex.
AUGGAUGAGGAAGAAUGUGGCCUGGAUCUUCUUACUGAGCUGCUGGAGGAAAAUGAAUCCGCUUUAGAAUAUGAUUCAGGGCAGAAUGGCUUCUUGAAAGAAGAAGCCAGAGAGCCUGAUGAAUUUGAUGAACUCUUUGAUGCUGAUAGUGACAGUUCGUCUUAUAAAGAAGAGAUUGAUGAGCUUCUGGAGGCAGAAUCUGGAGACCAAAAGGAAAAUAUGGCCACUCUCUUCGGAGAUGUCAAUGAUCUGACAGAUGAGGAGAAUGAAGAAGCCCAGGACACUGCACAGUCACUACAAUUAAGUCCCCCAGCUCCCAGCCAAGAGAAAAUUCACCAGGAGUUACAAGAUGAACUGAAGAAAUUGCAAGAGCAGAUGAAGACAUUACAAGACCGACUAAAAAUGACUACAAUUGGGAAGUCUACGAGCCCAAAACCUUCACCGAAAUCCUCUGGUAAGAUUUCGCACUUCCCUCUUAAAGAGCAGAAAGUUCAGAAGAUUCAGGAGUCAUCUUUGUUUUCUGCCCAGCUUGACAUCCCUGCUUUGCCAAAACCCAAGCAAGUGGCCCAGAAACCAAAGGUUUUCCCUGCAGAGCACAAGAGUCCUCUUUCAGGAUCAUUACCAAAUUCAUAUUCCCAGCCCCUUAGAUCUAUUGCUGGAAACAAGCCCAGUGGAGGGACUGGAACCUUGACUUUAGGGACAUCUGGACCUUCAUGUGGAACUACUCAGACUGUAUCAGUGGAAAAAUUUACUGGACUUAGGUUAAGGCGGCCCCGAGUAUCCUCCACAGAAAUGGAUAGAAAAAUGGCUGGCCGGAAAAUGAUCAGACUGUCCCAGCUCAAGAACAGGUUGGCAAGUGAGAAAUUGGAAGAAAUAGACUGGGUGACAUUUGGGGUCAUCAUGAAGAAAGUCACUCCUCAGAGUUCAAAUAAUGGGAAAACCUUUAGCAUCUGGAAACUGAAUGAUCUGCGUGACCUAAACCAAAAUGUCUCAUUGUUCUUAUUUGGAGAAGUCCACAAAGAACACUGGAAGACUGAACAAGGCACUGUCAUAGGACUGCUUAAUGCAAACCCCAUGAAGCCAAAAGAAGGUUCAGAUGAAGUAUGUUUGUCUAUCGAUCAUGCCCAGAAGAUUCUAAUUAUGGGUGAAGCACUUGACUUGGGAACCUGCAAAGCAAAGAAAAAGAAUGGAGAACCUUGUACACAGAUUGUCAAUUUGAAUGAUUGUGAGUAUUGUCAGUAUCAUAUACAAUCUCAGUAUAAGAAACUCAGUGCCAAGCGAGCAGAUUUGCAGUCUUCCUUCUCUGGAGGUCAAGUGCCGAAGAAAUAUGCCCGCAAGGGCUCCAGCCUGAAAGAAAGACUAUGUCGGGAUGGCUUUUACUAUGGAGGAGUCUCUUCUGAGUCUUAUGCAGCCUCAGUUGCAUCUGCCACUGCUCCUAAGAAGACUAUUCAGACCACUCUGAGCAACUUGGUUUUAAGAGGCACAGAUGCAAUUGUCCAAGAAACACGACAGAAAUUAGGUCUUCCACAGAAGAAUAUUUCAUGUUCUGAGGAAUUUAAGCAGUUAAUGGAUUUACCUACAGUUGGAGCAAGAAACCUAAAAAAACAUUUGGCCAAAUCCAAAUCACCAGGAGUUCUGGGAAACCCUUGUCCUCCUAUUCAAUCCAUCCCUGCAUCGGCUUUACUGAAACAACAGAAACAACAAAUGUUGGAAAUGAGGAAAAAGAGAACAGAGGAAAUCCAGAAACGGUUUCUUGAAAGUACAGCUGGAGUCAAAAGACCAGCUUCAUUUUCAUCUUCAGAGACUUCCACUUUGCAGUCUCCGAGGCCAGGGGCAGAAUUCCCGAAAGUGAAAAGAUCCUUCAGUCCACAGACCCCCAAGCUUGGACGAGGAUUUUCAGAAGGAGAUGAUAUUCUCUUCUUUGACGACUCUCCCCCACCGGGACCAAAGUUGAGCGCUUUAGCAGAAACGAAGAAGUUAACAGCUAUUGCCAAAUUGAGAGCCAAAGGUCAGGUCCUUACUAAAGCAGAUCCAAACUGUAUUAAACGGAAGCAGUGUGACCUUCAGAGUGUCUUGGAGAUAUCAGAGCGUGUGGAGAAAAGCACCUCAUCAUCACCAGCUGAGGAUGACCCAGAACCUGCCCAAAAGAGACGUCGAGAGCAGUUGGCCUACCUGGAGUCUGAGGAGUUCCAGAAAAUUCUCAGAGCUAGAUCCAAGCACACUGAGGUGCUGAAGGAGGCCGAGGCAGACUUACAGGAACGCUAUUUUGAACCACUGGUGAAAAAAGAACAAAUGGAAGAAAAAAUGAAAAGUAUUAGGGAAGUGAAAUGCCGAGUGGUAACAUGCAAAACGUGCAAGUAUACCCACUUCAAGCUCUUGGAGGCUUGUGUCAGUGAGAAUCAUGAUUACCAUUGGCAUGAUGGUGUGAAGCGGUUUUUCAAGUGCCCCUGUGGAAACAGAAGCAUAUCUCUUGACAGGCUACCUCAGAAGCACUGCAGUAAUUGUGGCCUCUUCAAAUGGGAAAGGGAUGGAAUGCUAAAAGAGAAAAGUGGGCCAAAAAUUGGUGGAGAGACUUUGUUACCAAGAGGAGAAGAACAUGCCAGAUUUUUGAAUAGCCUUAAAUAGCCCUGUCUUUAGUAGUUAACAUACUACCUGUCUUGCUUCCUGAGUCUCCAGAAAAACAACCUAUUGAUUCAAUAUUGACCAUAAAAGAUACUUCUUUAAAAAAAAAAAAAA